AUGAAGGGAAUCUGUGUCGUUCUGUUGUGCGCAGCAGUGUCUUAUGCAGUACCAAUCCAGAAAAAGAGAGAACAGCUGCAACUCGUUGAGAAAUACUUAGAAAACUAUUAUAACUUCACCUCAGAUGGGAAACCAACCUUAAGAUGGAAAACCAACAGUCCUAUGGUUGAAAAAGUCAGAGAAAUGCAACAGUUUAUGGGACUAGAAGUGACUGGCAAUUUAGAUUAUAAUACACUGGAAAUUAUGCAGAAACCAAGAUGUGGAAAUCCAGAUGUUGGACAGUUUGCUUUCUUUGCAGGACAACCCAAAUGGGGAAAGAAAGACUUGACUUACAGGAUAUUGAACUAUACACCAGACAUGAAGAGACUUGACGUGGACAAAGACAUUGAGAAAGCAUUUAAAGUUUGGAGUCAGGUUUCACCACUGACGUUCAGACGGAUUUCUCAAGGCGAUGCUGAUAUAAUGAUCUCUUUUGGUGCAAGAGAACAUGGAGAUUUCAAUCCUUUUGAUGGACCUGGAGGCACUGUUGCCCAUGCUUAUGCCCCUAGCAGUGGUAUUGGAGGAGAUGCCCACUUUGACGAGGAUGAAAAAUGGAGUCAUGGCUUAGAUGGUUCCAACCUGUUUUUUGUUGCUGCUCAUGAAUUUGGCCACUCACUGGGCCUCUACCACUCUAAAGAUCCUAAUGCUGUGAUGUUCCCAGUGUAUAGGCAUCCUGAACACAGUCAACAAAUCCUAGCUCAGGAUGAUAUUCAAGGCAUUCAGCACCUCUAUGGUCCAUCACUUAACCCACCUCAAGACCCACAGGAGAACGAUGAGCCAUUUGAACCUGUCCGGCCAACCCAACCUGCAUUACCAACAGCUUGUGAUCCUCAUUUAACAUUUGAUGCUGUCACUCCUUUUCGGGGAGAAAUAUUAUUCUUUAAAGACAAGUAUUUCUGGCGAAAGCAUCCUCAAUAUGCACAGAUAGACUUUAGCUUAAUUUCUCAGUUCUGGUCAUUUUUACCAGCCGGUGCGGAUGCGGUCUCUGAGAAUAAUGAUAAAGAUCAGACACUUCUCUUUAAAGGUAACCAGUUCUGGGUUGUGAGAGGUGAAUACAAGCUUCCUGGGUAUCCCAAGCGUAUCCAAAGCCUUGGUUUGCCAAAAGAUGUCAAGAGAAUUGAUGCAGCAUUUUACAAUGCUAAUGAAAAACGAACAUACUACUUUUCUUCUGAUAAGUACUGGAGUUAUGAUGAAAGAACCAAACAUGGUCAAGAACCCAGAAAGAUCAGAGAUGACUUCCCAGGUAUUGGUGGGAAAGUUUGA
Messenger RNA from Sceloporus undulatus (fence lizard), 1302 nucleotides. Its product is annotated as stromelysin-1-like. Gene Ontology annotation, molecular function: zinc ion binding; metalloendopeptidase activity. The record is from RefSeq and is a predicted model, not a curated record. The transcript is spliced from 9 exons. Bases 1 to 1302 code for a protein of 433 amino acids. Gene Ontology annotation, biological process: collagen catabolic process; proteolysis; extracellular matrix organization. Lineage: Eukaryota; Metazoa; Chordata; Lepidosauria; Squamata; Phrynosomatidae. Gene Ontology annotation, cellular component: extracellular matrix.